This is a messenger RNA of Cokeromyces recurvatus, 2448 nucleotides long. RefSeq lists its product as uncharacterized. NCBI's taxonomy places the organism in Eukaryota, Fungi, Mucoromycota, Mucoromycetes, Mucorales, Mucoraceae. Gene Ontology annotation, biological process: mismatch repair. The record is from RefSeq and is a predicted model, not a curated record. Bases 67 to 2448 code for a protein of 793 amino acids. The transcript has 9 exons. Gene Ontology annotation, cellular component: MutLalpha complex. Gene Ontology annotation, molecular function: ATP binding; ATP hydrolysis activity; ATP-dependent DNA damage sensor activity.
CUUUUAUUUUUUAUUUUUAUUUUUAUUUUUUAUUUUUAUUUUUUAUUUAAAUAAAUAAAUAAAAAUAUGUCUAUCACGAUUAACGCUAUUGAUAAAGAAUCUAUUCAUAAAAUUUGUUCAGGGCAAGUAGUACUUGACUUGGCUACUGCAGUAAAAGAAUUAGUAGAAAAUAGUAUUGAUGCUGGCGCUACCUCAAUUGAUGUCAAUUUCAAAGAAAGUGGUAUCGAGCGAAUUGAAGUAAUUGAUGAUGGAUCUGGUAUUGAUCCAGCUAAUUAUGAAACUCUAGCUCUCAAGCAUUAUACUUCCAAAUUGAAUAGUUUCGAAGAUUUAGAAAAAGUACUUACGUUUGGUUUCCGAGGGGAAGCACUUAGUUCAUUAUGUGCACUAUCUCAACUGACUGUUAUUACAGCUACAAAAGAUCAAGCACCAAUGGGUAUCAAGCUAGAAUACGAUAGAAAUGGUAUUUUGAUCUCUAAAACACCUGUUUCACGAACUAACGGUACAACUAUUCAAUUAUCUAAUAUAUUUCAUUCUUUACCUGUGCGAUUACAAGAAUUCAAAAGAAAUAUUAAGCGAGAAUAUAGCAAGGCAUUGACUUUUUUACAAGCAUAUUCAAUCAUAUCAGUAAAUACACGUAUAUCUGUAUCGAAUCAAACAGGAAAGAGACCAAGUAUGAAAAUCAUGUCAACGACAAAAAAUAAGGAAAUCAGUGCAAAUAUUUCAAAUAUAUUUGGAGCAAAGUUAGCAUCACAGAUUAUACCAUUUAAAGUAGAUUUAGAGCCAGUUCUUGGGAAAGAAGGAUCUUUAGAGGGUUAUAUCUCAAAGCCAGAAUGGGGGCUUGGAAGAAAUAGUUCUGAUCGACAAUAUUUCUAUAUUAAUGGUAGACCAUGUAUACUUUCCAAGAUGGCGAAAACAUUUAACGAAAUAUAUCGUAUUUUUAUUUCUAAUCAAUAUCCUGUUGUUAUUGCUAAUUUUAAAAUACCUACAGAUGCGUAUGAUGUUAAUGUAAGCCCAGACAAAAGAACAAUUUUUAUCCAUCAAGAAGCUAAGAUUGUGGAUGCCAUCAUGAAUCAGCUAAAGGAACAGUUAGAACCGAGUCGAUCUACAUUCCAAAUUAACGCACUUAUGUCUUUAGCUACAUCUAAUGAAACGCCUAUAUCAGAAACUAAAAAUCAUAACAAUGCAGAUGAUGAACAGUCAAAUAUAAUAUCGCCAUUAAGAAACACAGUUAAUAACCUAUCAUUGUUAUCAUCUUCACCAGCUCCAGCACUACGCUCUUUGCCGUCACUAAAAAGUUUUACUAAUUCAGGCUCAAUCACUAGGAAAAACAAUAAUGAAAGCAUUUCAAAAUAUAACAAGCCAAUAAGUAUAAAACGAUCAUACGGUACUAGUACAGCAACAAUAAAUCCUUAUAUAAGCAAAAAGUCCAAAAUAGAUUCAGUUAUAGAUAUAGAUAAUGCAGAAGAAGACAAAAUGGAAGAUGUUGAAACAUCUGAUACUAGUUUACUCAAGAUGCAAACAACGAAAGCACCUGAAGUAGACACUAAAAUAGAGGAAAUGGAAUUUGACACACGAGAAUAUGUGGAAACUGUUACUGGUAUUAAAUCAUAUAGUGGAUUAUGGAAAACAGUAGGACGUAUUUUGACCAUUAAAUCUAAUACGUGCUUUGACUAUUUGAAGGAAAAUAGCAAUACGAUUGAAGAAAACUCUAGCUUUAUUUCAACAUCAGAAACUAUUGAAAAUGCAGGAAUAACAAAUACAGCUGAUAACGAGAAAGCAACUAGAGCAUUAAGCCGUGUAAUUCAUAAACCUGAUUUUGCUAGAAUGAAAGUAAUUGGGCAAUUUAACCUUGGUUUUAUAAUAACGAUAUUGGAUAAUCAAGAUCUUUACAUUAUAGAUCAACAUGCUUCAGAUGAAAAAUAUAAUUUUGAAAUAUUACAGCGAACUACACAAAUUAAGGGUCAAAAAUUAAUUAGUUCGCAUGUUUUAGAUUUAACAGCAGCUGAAGAACAUAUCGUCAUGGAUAAUCUUGAUAUUUUUAAAGCAAAUGGCUUUGAUGUACAAGUAUUGCCUGAUAAUGAACCUACAAAACGUAUUUGUGUCAUUUCUCAGCCCGUUAGUAAAAAUACAAUGUUUGAUAAAAAGGAUUUUAGUGAAAUUAUAUUUUUAAUUAAUGAACAUCCUGGUGAAAUGGUUCGUUGUAGUCGUAACAGAGCUAUGUUUGCAUCUCGAGCAUGUCAUAAGGCAGCUCGUAUUGGUGAUAGUUUAAACAAAAGUCAAAUGAUAAAGAUUGUUCAACAUAUGGGCGAAAUUGAUCAACCUUGGAAUUGUCCCCAUGGCCGCCCCACCAUGCGUCAUUUAUUAAGUCUUUCGCAUCAUAAACAAUUACAUACAAAACAAAAGCAUACUUUAUCGUUCACAGGAACAAUUCCUCUAUUUAAAGAAUAA